Molecule: messenger RNA, 2376 nt
Organism: Gadus chalcogrammus (walleye pollock)
Lineage: Eukaryota; Metazoa; Chordata; Actinopteri; Gadiformes; Gadidae
Product: heterogeneous nuclear ribonucleoprotein C-like
Exons: 9
Coding region: 314-1309 (331 amino acids)
Cellular component (GO): nucleus
Molecular function (GO): RNA binding
Source: RefSeq, a predicted model, not a curated record
UGGACCGCUUGGGGGGAGAUAACGAGCACGCCGUGUAAACUGCGCCAUUGCCAGAUGCCUUAGCUCCGUGGCUAGAAGAAAGCUAGCUCCCACUCAGUACGAGGGUCGCGCUGUUCUUGUUACAAAAGAACGACCUAGCACAAUUUAAACGAUUUUACCGAAAGCAGGCAUUUUACUCUUAAAGCUCUUGUGUGAAGGACGGGCGAAGCUCAACUCUUGAGAGGGCGAGGCCGGUUAUUGCAGAGGGCCCCAGCACUGUGACCCCCUCACAGACGGACAGACGGACAAGACGGCGGACCACCCAACGGACACUAUGGACCGCUCGCCCACCACCUCGGCGCUGAUGGCCAGCAACGUCACCAACAAGAACGACCCGCGCUCCAUCAACUCCCGCGUCUUCAUCGGCAACCUGAACACGCUGCUGGUCACCAAGGCCGACGUGGAGGCCAUCUUCGCCAAGUACGGCAAGAUCGUGGGCUGCUCGGUGCACAAGGGCUUCGCCUUCGUCCAGUACGCCAACGAGAGGAACGCCCGCAACGCCGUGGGCAGCGAGGACGGACGCAUGAUCGUGGGACAGGUCCUGGACAUCAACCUGGCCGGAGAGCCGAAGCCCCACCGGUCAAAGACCACCAAGCGCUCAGCGGGAGACAUGUACAGCUCCUCGUUUGACCUCGACUACGACUUCCAGAGGGACUACUACGACAGGGUGUACUCGUACCCGUCCCGUGUGCCCCCGCCGCCCCCGCCCCCCCUCUCGCGGGCCGUCAUCCCGUCCAAGCGGCCCCGGGUCAGCGUCAGCAGCGGGGGGGGGGGCAGCCGGCGCACCAAGACCGGCUUCUCCUCGUCCAAGAGCGGCCAGAGGCCGUCGUCCACGCGGGCCAGCCAGGGCCCGAGCCCCGUGGCCCCCCCGCCGCCCAGCAGCCUCGUGAAAAUGGACGAGCUGCAGACGAUCAAGCGGGAGUUGAGCCAAAUCAAACACAAGGUGGACUACCUGUUGGAGAGCUUGGAGCGCAUGGAGAAGGACCACUGCAAGAAGUCGGACUCCAAGAGCGCCAUGGCGGAGCCCGGGGAGGUGGCCUCGCCCCCCCACCCCAGCGCCAAGAAGCAGGAGAGCCUCAAGCGGGACCGCGAGUGCCAGGACACGAACGACUCGGACGACGACGACGAAGACGAGGCCGAUCUGCUGGAGGAGGAGGAGGAAGAGGAGGUGAAGAGCCAAGGGCGUGAUGAGGAAGAGGACGAGGAGGAGGAAGAGGAAGGGGAGCACGUGGACGAUGACGACAGCGCCAACGGCGAAGACGACUCCUAAGACGUGACGGCGGCGUGGCACACGAGCGGAAAGAAACUUGGGACAGUUUUAAUUACGGCUACAAAAAUGCAUAGAAUAAUGCAUGGUGUAACCCCCCCCCCCCCCCUCCACAUACAUACACACACCCACCUCCCUCCACGUUCACACUGCAAUGUUGUGUCGAUAUCCCAGACACGCCUUGGGUUUGAUUCGUUGCUACUUUUACUGAUUUUUGAUUGACCGUUGUCCAGUGUCUACCUAAUAAUAGGAGUAAGCUAGCCAUAGGUUUCUUAGGUGUGUGUGUGUGUUUGUACUGUGGCAUUUUGUUGUCUCCCUCUCAGUGCAAACAGGACGGCCCCAUCCUCAUGGCAACCCAGUUCACCGGUUUGUAUUUCAGUGCAUGAAUGCAACUCGGCUUGAGGAAAUGGAGCAUUUUGAAUAUGUUUUUGUUAUUUUCUUUGUUUGGAUCCUAAGUAAACUUGUCUUUGUGUGUUCUAUGUAUUCAUGUCACUGUUUUUUAUACUACUCAGUCUUAGUUGAACUCUAAUAGAAUAAAUAUUAAAAUUUGAGUUUUCUUUCGUUGAUGACUAUUUUUGGUAUGGAAAUGAAUCCUGAGGUGUGCAUUUAAGAAAACACUUAGUUUAUCUUUUGGUUGAAAUAAACUGCGAUGCCUUUCAUAAGUAGUAAACGUGAUCCAAUAUAUUUUGGUUUGUCAGAAAUGUUCCGGGACCGGUGUUAAAUCUAAGUUUGGCUCAGACGUAGUCACUAUUCUCUUCGCACAUUUGGCCCAAAUGUCUAAACUAAAAUAUUUGAAAUCCCGGAGCACCGUUUUUCAAAAACAAAUUAUAAAUUACUUAUAACUUGAUGUUUUCAAGUGGGAUCUUUCACUCAUUCUAUUAACUGUUGGUCUUUAGCUUUAGUUUACAUUGGGAACAAGAGGAGACACAUUAUAGCUAAUAGCUUGCCAUUUCAAAUGAACUCCGAAAUCCAGCGAGACGGGUAAAUGUUUAUUUCAUAGUGUAACUUCAACAGUUUAGUCAGCAUUGAGGUCCUGCUGAAAGAGCAUCAUUGUUAUGCAAUUGUUUUCA